AUGGACUGGGAAUCCCUCGCAACGAAGAAGAGGAGUGACCUUGAGGCGUCGAUUCCUCCAGAAUGGCGCAUCAAAACUCACCCCGCUGACGGCUCUGUCAUGUCAUUCCCAAGGACGAGUGGACACCUCACACUGGAAGAACUGGUUAUUACUGAAUACUCAGCUACAGAGUUGGUUCAAAAGCUAGCUACUGGAAAGCUUACCUCGGUUGCGGUCACCAGGGCUUUUUGCAAGAGAGCCGCGCUGGCGCAUCAGUUGACAAAUUGCAUUCAUGAGUUUUUCCCAGAUAUAGCGCUAGCCAGAGCGCAGUAUCUGGAUGGUUACCUUGCAGAGCACAAGAAGCCAAUCGGGCCAUUGCACGGACUGCCCAUUUCAUUGAAAGACCAACUCCGCGUAAAGGGUCUUGACACUACUAUGGGUUACGUUUCUUGGAUUGGAAAGAAAGAUAAAGAUAAUUCUGUCCUUACGACCAUGCUUCUCAACGCUGGUGCGGUACUAUACGUCAAGACCUCCGUACCCCAAAGUCUGAUGGUGUGCGAGACUAUCAAUAACAUCCAUGGCCGUACCACGAAUCCUCGGAACAAGAACUGGUCUUGUGGAGGGAGCUCCGGGGGAGAGGGUGCUAUCGUCGCAUUGCGUGGUGGUGUGAUAGGGGUUGGAACUGACAUUGGUGGCUCGAUACGAGUUCCGGCAGCCUUUAAUUUCCUUUACGGUCUCCGACCUAGUCAUGGCCGUCUUCCCUACGCUAAGAUGGCCAACAGCAUGGAAGGGCAAGAGACCAUCCACAGCGAACCUUGGUCCUACGACUCAAAGGUUAUUCCAAUGCCGUGGCGAAGAGACGAAGAGGAGGCUAUCAAGGCCAAGAUAUCCUCCAGCGGAUUGACUCUAGGCUACUAUUCAUGUGACGGCAACGUUCUGCCUCAUCCACCGGUUCUACGAGCAGUUCAAACUGUUGUCGAUAAGCUCAGUGAAGCUGGGCAUACAGUCCAUCCUUGGGAACCUUACAAGCAUGCACAUGGUGUUAGUCUUGCCAAUCGCAUCUACGCAUCUGACGGGGGAACUGAUAUAUUCGGUGUUCUCAAAGCUUCUGGAGAGCCAGCGAUCCCGAAUAUCGCCGAUCUAGUGAGCCCAAACCUGCCAAAGAUGAACGUCAAUGAACUUUGGGAUGUGCAGCUUCAGAAAUGGGACUACCAAUGCGAAUAUCUUUCCAAAAUCCGUCAAUUUGAAAAGGAGCUAGACAAAGAGCUAGAUGCUAUCAUUGCUCCUAUUACGCCUACCGCGGCUAUCCGACAUAAUCAAUUCAAGUAUUACGGAUACGCCAGUGCUAUCAACAUUCUCGAUUUUACUAGCGUCGUGGUACCAGUCACGUAUGCUGACAAGGCUAUCGAUAUCAAAAACGAGAAGUUGAAGCCGUUGUCAGAUAUUGACGAGACUGUGCAGGCUGAAUAUGACCCGGCAGAGUAUCAUGGCGCACCGGUGGCAGUGCAGAUCAUAGGAAGGCGAUUGACCGAGGAGAGAGUGAUGUGUAUUGCCGAAGAAGUAGGGCGACUACUUGGGAACGAGGUAACACAGUAA
Molecule: messenger RNA, 1575 nt
Organism: Penicillium arizonense
Lineage: Eukaryota; Fungi; Ascomycota; Eurotiomycetes; Eurotiales; Aspergillaceae
Product: amidase
Exons: 8
Coding region: 1-1575 (524 amino acids)
Source: RefSeq, a predicted model, not a curated record